Messenger RNA from Chlorella variabilis, 513 nucleotides. RefSeq lists its product as hypothetical. The transcript is spliced from 4 exons. Lineage: Eukaryota; Viridiplantae; Chlorophyta; Trebouxiophyceae; Chlorellales; Chlorellaceae. Gene Ontology annotation, biological process: positive regulation of transcription by RNA polymerase I; maturation of SSU-rRNA from tricistronic rRNA transcript (SSU-rRNA, 5.8S rRNA, LSU-rRNA). The record is from RefSeq and is a predicted model, not a curated record. Gene Ontology annotation, cellular component: small-subunit processome; t-UTP complex; 90S preribosome. The coding region runs from base 1 to 513 and encodes 170 amino acids. Gene Ontology annotation, molecular function: snoRNA binding.
AUGGCCGCGCGGGUGAGGCAGGGAGGGCAGGCGGGCAUAGAGGGCGGGGGCGGCUGGCUGGGUGCUGGCUGGCAGGGCGGCCUUCAGGACGGCGCCGCCGGCCUCGAGGCCCCGCUGCAGCUGGGAGCGGACGGGGCGGCGGCGGCGGCUGUCGCGGCCCCCGGCGGCAACGGCGGCGGCGCCCCGCUGGACGCCUUUGGGCGCGCGGUGGUGGCCUGCCUGGCGCAGCUGGCGGUGGCGGCUGGCAGCGAUGCGAUGUGGAAGCAGCUGAACCACCAGGUACUGAUGAUGACUCGCUCCCUGGAGCCCCGCACCCGCCUGCUGGCGCUGGAGACAGUGGGGCAGCUGGUGGCGCGCCUGUCGGAGGAGUACCUGGCGCUGCUGCCCGAGACGCUGCCCUUCCUGGCGGAGCUGCUGGAGGAUGCUGAGCUGGUGGUGGAGGGAGCGGCGGCGGCGCUGGUGCGCCGCCUGGAGGCGCUCAGCGGCGAGCCGCUGGAUCAGUACCUGCGCUGA